This is a messenger RNA of Talaromyces stipitatus ATCC 10500, 1699 nucleotides long. Its product is annotated as casein kinase, putative. Gene Ontology annotation, biological process: peptidyl-serine phosphorylation; endocytosis; signal transduction. The record is from RefSeq and is a predicted model, not a curated record. NCBI's taxonomy places the organism in Eukaryota, Fungi, Ascomycota, Eurotiomycetes, Eurotiales, Trichocomaceae. The coding region runs from base 1 to 1344 and encodes 447 amino acids. Gene Ontology annotation, cellular component: cytoplasm; nucleus. The transcript is spliced from 6 exons. Gene Ontology annotation, molecular function: ATP binding; protein serine/threonine kinase activity.
AUGGCAUCCUCCUCGUCCAACGUCGUGGGAGUACAUUACCGAGUAGGAAAGAAAAUUGGUGAGGGUUCGUUUGGUGUGAUUUUUGAGGGUACAAACUUGUUGAACAGCCAACAAGUCGCUAUUAAGUUUGAACCUCGCAAAAGUGAUGCUCCUCAGCUUCGCGAUGAAUAUCGAACAUACAAAAUACUUGUCGGGUGCCCCGGUAUACCCAAUGUUUACUAUUUCGGGCAGGAAGGUCUUCACAAUAUCUUGGUGAUUGAUCUUCUAGGACCCAGUCUUGAGGAUCUUUUUGACCAUUGCAAUCGCCGAUUCUCUAUCAAGACCGUUGUCAUGGUUGCCAAGCAGAUGCUCUCCCGCGUUCAAACUAUACAUGAAAAGAACUUGAUCUACCGAGAUAUCAAACCCGAUAACUUCCUUAUUGGACGUCCCGGAACUAAAGCAGCUAAUGUUAUCCACGUUGUUGAUUUCGGCAUGGCUAAACAAUACCGUGACCCAAAGACUAAGCAACACAUUCCCUAUCGCGAGAGGAAGUCAUUGUCAGGUACUGCUCGUUAUAUGAGUAUCAACACCCAUUUAGGGCGCGAACAAUCCCGACGAGAUGAUUUGGAGGCACUUGGUCAUGUCUUUAUGUACUUCUUGAGGGGAGGUCUUCCCUGGCAGGGAUUGAAGGCUGCGACAAAUAAGCAGAAGUACGAGAAGAUUGGUGAGAAGAAGCAGACCACUGCUGUAAAGGAUUUGUGUGAAGGCUAUCCAGAGGAAUUCAAUAAAUACCUUACCUACGUUCGCAACCUCGGUUUCGAAGACACUCCCGACUACGACUACCUUCGUGAUCUCUUCACACAAGCUCUUAAAAAUACAGGAGAAGUUGAGGAUGGCGAAUACGAUUGGAUGAAAUUGAACAACGGAAGAGGAUGGGAAUACAAACCUUACGCAUCACAGCAUCACCCCCAUGGCACUGCCCAAAUGCAAAACACCUCUGCUCGUGAUCUCCACAGCACGCAAGCCCGUCAGCCAUCAAGGCCUGGUAUCACUGCUGAUCGUUUAAACGCCGCGCAGCCCCCUCCUCCGUCUCCAGCAAAGCCAGGAGCUGGCAAGACACGCGACCGACAAAGCGCCUCAGGCGGUCUUCAGGGAAAGAGACAGAGCGCUCUAGGCCAAGAAAUCUCGACACCAACAGCGUCCACUCAGGCUCAAUUCCAGAACUCCAACGCCAAUCUCCCCGGUCGUAUCGCCACACCGAAUCAAGGAACAACGAGCGCACAACAAAUGUCAGGUCUCCAGGGGGCGAAUGAACCAGAACCAACAUUCAUGCAAAAGGCCAUGAGAGCGUUGUGCUGUGGUUGAGAUUAGCUGGUCAUGCUCAUCAGUUGUUGUGACUUGAAUCAUCCAUGAAAGCCUUCACAAUUCUAUGACUUGGCUCAUGUUGAAGUCUUUUGCUUUUACUUUCAGCAUAAGAUCUCGGGCCUUAUAAUACAGUAUGUGCAAAACACAGAAUGAUUCCUGUCAUCUACUGUUUUUUCGACAUCCUUGCAAUCGGUUUCAACGGGUUUGAUAUUAUCAAAGCAACGCUCUCUUUACGACGGCACGGCCAUGAUGGAAUUGCGUCUUGUUUUUGCAUUUUCUUCGUCUCUUGUUGCCUAAUCCUUGUUUCCAUUUUUAAGUCUGCACUUUUGCAUCUUUGGGAUGCCGUAUAAGAAGG